AUGCUGACCCACCAACCAACAACGAAGAAACUUCCUCGUCCUCCUGAACUGGUGAUUACGCGACCAGUGGACAAACGUCAUCGCCCCGCCUCCACCCUUGCUUGGCGUCCUCUUGAAGCGCUUACAGCAGAUCACAAAGACGCACUUGAUCGUGGGUUCAAGAAGUUGAACGAUCAUGUGGCAUUUCACGAGUACCUCGUUUUGACGCCUUUUUUGGUGCCCAGGAAGGAAGACUCGAUUGCUCAGUCAAUGUUUUUGAACGAGUAUGCUCAAGCCAUCAUGUGGCGACAUUCGCGCCGUCCAGCCCUUCCCAUGUGCUACACAACCCUCCCUAUAGCCAUCUUCAUCCCCCUCAACAUCCCCCUCCUUUCCCCUUGUACACUAUAA
This is a messenger RNA of Laccaria bicolor S238N-H82, 387 nucleotides long. RefSeq lists its product as uncharacterized. Bases 1 to 387 code for a protein of 128 amino acids. NCBI's taxonomy places the organism in Eukaryota, Fungi, Basidiomycota, Agaricomycetes, Agaricales, Hydnangiaceae. The transcript is spliced from 2 exons. The record is from RefSeq and is a predicted model, not a curated record.